Molecule: messenger RNA, 957 nt
Organism: Arctia plantaginis
Lineage: Eukaryota; Metazoa; Arthropoda; Insecta; Lepidoptera; Erebidae
Source: the annotation of a GenBank genome assembly
AUGGAGGUGUGUCGACUGCGUGCCGUGGCCUCUCUGGCAAAACGUCACUGCGAAGGGCUUACUUGUAGUUUAAAAAAUUCCCACCCUCUAUUGUCUUGUGCGCCUGUGAUGGUCGUGGGGCUCAAUAGAAGCGCGCACACGAUGAAGAUCAACGACAAUAUGCAGUACAUAAGUAAUGAUAAAGUCAAGCUCAAACUUGAUCCUAGUAAUAUGAAACUUAACCAGAACAUUGAGAAGCCUUUGUGUAUAAUGAUGAACUACAUGAUGGCUAAGCCGAAGCACGUACAGAAAUAUGCAGAUUUGUAUCUGACACAAGGGAUUGACGUCAUUGCCGUGUCAUGUACGCCGUGGCAAUUGAUGUGGCCCGUCAAAGGAUCCCAGGUGAUAGCAGAUCAACUAUUGAGAUUGCUGGAGGUAAAUAGCUGUGGCUCUACGCACCCGAUGAUGGUGCACGGCUUCUCCGUUGGCGCGUACUUGUGGUCUGAGCUACUGGUGCAAACUACCAAGAAUAAGGAAAGGUACCAACCAGUACUGGAUCGUGUAGCCGCCCAGGUGUUUGACUCAGGUGCUGAUAUACACGAGAUUCCUGUAGGGUUUCCCACUGCCGUGUUCCCAAAAAAUAAGUUCCUACAGGAAACUUUUCGAGCUUACAUAAAAGCACAUAUGAAAGUAUUUUAUAACGUAGCAACAAAACAUUAUAUGAUGGCGACGGGAGUGUUUCACAAAAACCCCUGCAAAGCACCAAGCUUGUUCCUGGUGUCCAAGACAGACUCUAUUGGAGCUGAGAAGAGAAGUAGAGAAAAAGCUGCUUCGUGGGAAACCCUUGGGAUUAAGUGCACCAUCAAGUGUUGGGACAAAUCUCCCCACGUGCAACAUUACAUGCGACAUCCUGAAGAAUACAGAUCUACGUUGUACUCGCAUCUGACCAAGUGUGGCAUCUUGAACAACAAGUCAUAA